Messenger RNA from Colias croceus (clouded yellow), 4595 nucleotides. RefSeq names its product myb-like protein F. NCBI's taxonomy places the organism in Eukaryota, Metazoa, Arthropoda, Insecta, Lepidoptera, Pieridae. The record is from RefSeq and is a predicted model, not a curated record. The transcript has 10 exons. Bases 582 to 3620 code for a protein of 1012 amino acids.
AAUAGCCGCAGUGAUUGUUCCCGCCUUAAAUAUUUACCAUCGUGUUUGUGAAAUCACAUUAAACAUUUCUCAUGGGAUUUUAAUAUAUAAUGAUGUUAUACAAACACGUUAAAUUAUUACGCAAUCCGCAGACUAAACUGAAUAUUUACAUUAAUUAUCAAAGUUAGUGUAACCGCGAAAAAUCGCGUUAAACUUAUUAUGUACCGAGGUUUUUAUCGUGUACGUUAAUAGUGAUAAAUGAUAAGCGAAGUAUUGCAGAUAAACCAAAGGACAGUCAAUAACGCGAGUGGGCUCUAGCAACCCGUUAGCACAGUUUCUGUGCCGUGCCGUGUGUUCGUACAAGUGAUCCUUUUAGACGUUUGAAUAGAUAUCAUGUUGGAAAAGCAAAUGAGUGAUGCGCUUGCGUUGAUGCAAGUAGCGAUGGACCUAUUUUUGUAGCACGGAAAUAAGAGCGGCAACAGAAGCAAAAAGAUUCAGCUGCCUAAAAACUUGAGGACGCCGUGUCUUGUGUAUUUUGGUUAAAUGUGAGCUGAUGUGUGUUGUAUCAAUUUGUGCGUGGCAGUAAGGUCAUCCGUUAAAAUAUGAAGAAGAGCGCUAUACUGAAGCUGAAAUCAAUAUUUGGUUCAAAAAGAGGCAAACGGCACCAAGAACAGCAGAAUUCACAAAAGUCCUCGCGGUCUGGUUCGCCAGAACCUACAGAUGGCCUGUCACCGAGUAGUAGCGAGUCUUUCAGGCCUGUGGCAAGAACGCCUCCGCCCAGCCGCGUGGGGCCUCCGCCGUCCCCGCCCGUGCCGACCAAACCUGUGGCCCCCGUAGCCCCAGAGCCUUCCGGCCCACUACCCCUUGCGCCAUGCCCCGUCUGCGGAAGGACGUUCGUGCCGCAAUCUCUAGCGAAACACGUAAAGAUAUGCGAAAAAAUGACCAUCAAGAAGAGGAAAACAUUCGACUCUUCGAGACAGAGGCGCGAAGGGCAGAUCCUAGCGAACAGUGAUUCUGGCACGGACUUAGAACAAUACUUGCCAAAGAAUUUCGGUCUUCCAGAAAACAGCCCAUUCCUUGAGAAGAGUCCGCCGAAUACUGCCAAAGCUACGCCUAAGCCAAAAGUACAGUCAGUUCGCAGUGCUAUCAUGAAGCCGACAGCGGAUCUCCAAAAGUGUCCGCACUGUAGCCGCGCGUUCGGCGUGCGCGCGUUCGAACGCCACGUGGAGUGGUGCGCGGACAAAGCGAAGAUAUUACCGGCCGCGCCCGCGCAACCGCCGCCGCACAUAGCGGACGCGAAGCAGCGGCUCAACGCGCGCACGCAGUAUAAAGCGCCGCCUGUAAGGACACGACGUUCAUCUCAAACUCGUGAAAAGUCAUCGAACAGUAGAUCAGCUUCUGUGGAAUCGAGUCGUGGUAUUUCACCGCCGCGGGAAUUUGGCGACUAUAAACACCCACGGUCUAGGGCAUCAGAAUCGGUAUCUAGCAACGAUUGUCACGAGGAGAACUCUCCUCAUGUACCAGUAAUAAGAAACUCACGCGCGUCACAAAAUAAAUCGUCCGGAGAUGCAAAUAUCAAAGCGAGACAAGCCAGGCUUGCAAGGGACUUGAGCAGUUCUAGGCUUGACGACGACUAUGACCCCUUUGCAUCAGCUGCCAGACAGAUGAAAGAGCUUAUGUCCUCAGAUACGAAUAUACCUAAAAAACAAAAUUCUAAAGAUUCCAACCGUACCCUUCCUACAUUAAAGCAAACUCCUACCACUAAAUCUUCCACUCUUCGCCCUGACAACACUAAAAUAAUGAAAGACUCUUUGAAUAAAACAUAUCAGAAAACACCCACAUUACAUAGAAUGAAAUCUUUUGGAAGUACAAAUAAUGAUAACACUCCAAACACCUUUGGUGGGAGAUGUAGUUCAUUCAGGUUGAAUAGGAAUGAUAAAAGACCAAAUCUCAACACGACCUUCACUAAAUCCAGCAAAGAAAAUAUUAGUUCAGUAGAUAAGCCAUAUUUUAAUCGUAAUAGUAGUUUAAAUAGAUCUUUCUCAAGCUACAAUAAUUCAGUUUAUAGUACACCGAAAUUAAAAGACAAAAUUCCUAAAUUAUCUACAUCAAUGCAUCAUGCUUUUCAACGAAAUACAACGAAACAGCCUCUCAAACUUGAUAAAAUUAAAAAAGACGAAGAAAAGAAAGACUUCGUUAAUUUGGAUGCAAUUUUUGCGUGCGAUAAUUAUUCUUCAAUGACUGACAGUAAUUACAUAGAUCCUAUGCUCAUUAAUGAAAAUGACAAUUUGCCCAUUAAUGUUAAUACUAUACUUAAUAACCCCGACAUAAUUAGUAGUCUAGAGUCACUGUUAACGACAGAAAAUUUACCUGCUAAUUUUGAAUCUUUUAGUACCAACAAUAACAAUUCUAAUGAUGCCAAAAAACCUGCUAAUUUAGAAUAUUAUAAUAAUGAAAAUAACAAUAAUUUCCAUUCAAAUAAUACAACGACACCAAUUAUUAACGAUUUGAGCUCUCAGUACCACAAAUUAAUGUCGUCUUUAGAACAUAGCAUAGCAUCUAGAACUUCAGGUCGAGAUGAUGAUUCUUUAUGUGAAGAUUUCGAUCUUGAAGAAUUUAUGACUUCUUUUGACGAGGAAGUUAAUAAACAAAAAUUAGAAAAUAAACGCACAUGUAGUUCCACAACCAGAGUCGUUAAGCAAUCUGAAUUAUCAAACGAUAUAGUAGAUUCUAAAGUCGAGACAAAAAAUACUUUGAAUUGCAGUAACAACGGACUAAUACCAGUUAAUAAAUCAAUGUCACUUGUUUUUAGCAGUAACAAUAUUGUGGGUGAGAAACUGUUCCCUUCCUCCGUCAAACGUUCCACUUCCCUCCUCGAUUCCAUCCAAAAGAAACCUUCGAGCAAAAUAGAUACUCCCAAUAAGAGUCGGCAGAAGACUGACCAGUUGGAGGACGACAUAAUGCAAUCGCUCAAAGAAUUUGACAAAUUUUAUGAAUCACAAAAACAUGAAAAGAGUCAAUCUCAUAAAGAUAUCACAAAAAUGUAUAUAGAUACAGUGAAAAGAGACUCUCGGAAGAAAUGCGAACAGAAGAUUAGUAAGAGCGAUGCUGUAAUGAACGGUAACCAUACACCGAGUGGGAAAAUGAGCAAUGAUUCAGCAUAUAGCAGUUUAAAUCGUGUUUCACCAUCGAAACUCUCGUUAUGCAAUGUAAAAGAAUCAAAUGACUUGGUCUUGCUGGAACAAAUCCCAGCUGGAUCGGAUUCCAGUGAUAGCCAUAAAGAAGACAGACGCUCCAUAUCCAGUGAGGAAUUCUUAGCUAUGGAGAGAUCGACUGAAUUACAGGAGCCUUUAACAAGAUCUGAAAUACACUCAUCUUAUAAUAGCGUGGGAAAUCCGAAUAUAAAUGAUAAACACACGAGUUCUCGUACGUCGACGCACCGGAGCGCUCCGCGGCGGCAGAACUCAAAAGAGGCUCUCAGCUCGAGUGGCUCGGAGACUUCUCUACACAGAAGUCGGCGGGAAUCCGCGCCAACUUCUGCCCCGCGACUAUCCCGCUUCUGCCACGAGUGUGGGAGCAAGUUCCCAGUCGACACUGCCAAAUUUUGUAUCGAGUGUGGUGUGAAAAGACUCUUAGUGUGAAGUGCUUGUGAACGUGUGGCCGAUAUAUUAUCUAGUCCUAAUUUUCGAAGCGAACUUCUAUGCUUGAAGUUCACGUACAAACUGUCGGAAUUGCAAUUUCGUUUAUUUGUAACCAAUGUCAAUUACUGUUAUUUUUGCAAUGAGUCUCAAAUUAUAAUGAUUUCAUUAAUUUUAUUUAUCCUAUGUACCGUUCGUCAUAAAUGAUUUUUCGUAUUGACAUUCUAUCUUAUUGUUAUGCAAUAGAAUUGUUUAUUUAUUAAUUACCUAUUUAUUGCUAAUGUUUGGUUAGCGUUAUGACUAAAACAUGUUUUCAAACUAACAUUGUUAUGAUUUUUACAAAGGUAAAAAGAUAAAUAACAGUGGCUUAUUAUCAUGUUACUUUACACCAUCUUAUAGAUUGGUAGUAAUGUAUUAAUAUUAUAUUAUAUGAGUGUGAAUGUGUUUUAUAACAUUAAUAAAAUGAUCAGUUUUAUAUUAAAUCCCCUUUUUUACAUACAAAUGUUUACUGAUUCGUUUUAUUAAUGUAGAACAAAGAUAUUGUUUUGGGACAGUGUUACCAAAUUCUUAAAUGAGAGUAAAAAAUGUGCCUUCCUACAUUUUAUCAAUUAUUCACAAAAUAAAUUUUAAAGCUAUUCCAAAUGAAAAUAUCACAUUGCCUUCAAUAAUAAAAUAUAUCUGUGAUAUGGGGAAAUAUGUAAAAUUACUACAAAAUAUGAAGUGUUUUUCUCAAGACGGAAUCUAAAAUUAAGUGCCAAUUUUAUUUGUUUUGAGGGAAGUUUUGCGUUUUUAUUUUUAAUUUGUUUUGCCCUUGUUAAUGGAUGUAUUUUAUAAUAUUUUAACUUCAUAGAUUCCCAUAGAGUUAGCAUUUUUAACAAGACUGAUUUUAUUUCAAAGGUUUUGUAAACAAAUGACCAUAACUAAAUGUAAAUUGUUUUAAUUAACAAACUAUCAUGUAAUAAAUUAACAUUAAUUAAA